Molecule: messenger RNA, 1648 nt
Organism: Sorex araneus (European shrew)
Lineage: Eukaryota; Metazoa; Chordata; Mammalia; Eulipotyphla; Soricidae
Gene: ANKRD49
Product: ankyrin repeat domain 49
Exons: 3
Coding region: 186-902 (238 amino acids)
Molecular function (GO): protein binding
Source: RefSeq, a predicted model, not a curated record
GGAAGAGCCGGCGCCGCGUCUUCCGGAGCGGGGUCUCUGCGCGGCUGUUGGCGAGGCGAGGCUGCUGAUUGAACGCUGCCGCUCGUGGUCCAGAUCUUGAUGAAUCAGUUGUACAUGGUUAAUCUCUGGCAAGAUUGCUUACAUGUUGUCAUUUGAAAUGCCUUGCAUUUGAAUGGUGAUAAAAAAUGGAAAAAGAGAAAAUAAAUGACGGAAACCCGGACCAAAAGGCUUCCUUGGACUUUUCUGAACACUUUAACCAACUUGAAUUAUUGGAAACACAUGGACACCUUAUUCCCACUGGCACCCAGAGUCUCUGGGUAGGGAGUUCUGAUGAAGACGAGGAACAAGAUGAAAAAACUGAGGAGUGGUAUCAAUUGCAGGAAAAGAAGAUGGAAAGAGAUCCAAGCAAAUUGCUUCUUUGGGCUGCUGAAAAGAAUCGGCUUUCUACAGUGCAGAGGCUGCUGUCAGCCAAGGCUGCAGAUGUGAAUACCAGGGAUGAAGAUGAGUAUACGCCUCUCCACCGUGCAGCCUACGGGGGUCACUUAGAUGUGGUCCGGGAGCUGAUCCACCAAGGGGCAGAUGUCCAUGCCGUGACCGUAGAUGGCUGGACACCCCUGCACAGUGCCUGUAAGUGGAAUAAUGCUAAGGUGGCAUCCUUCCUGCUUCAGCACGAAGCUGAUGUCAAUGCGCAGACCAAAGGCCUCCUCACGCCCUUGCACCUUGCUGCUGGGAACCGAGACAGCAGGGAGACUCUGGAGCUCCUCCUUAUGAGCCGCUAUAUCAAGCCAGGUCUCAGGAACCACCUGGAGGAGACUGCAGGCGAUGUCGCCAGGAGGACGAGUAUCUUUCACUACCUCUUUGAAAUAGUGGAAGGCUGCACAAACUCUUCACCUCAGACUUAGCUGUCCCUGUAGUUUCUUGAGAACCAGCACCUGCAGUGGGAGCUGUCAUUUCCCCGUGGCAAAAAAUGACAUCAGUCUUAAUACAGAAUUUCAUGGUCCCCACCUGAUGUGCUUCCAAUUGAAUUGAUGUUCAAAUGUCUGUGAAUUCGACUGUAUAUAUAUCUUUAAUGAUUUCACUGAGGGUUGUGAUUUUGUUGUUUUUAUGGGUACCUAGCAAUGCUCAGGGCUUACACCCGGAUCUUUACUCUGGGUUCACUCCUGUCGGACCCAGGGAAACCUGUGGGGUGCUGCAGGUCUAAUCCAGUCAGUUCAAUAGAAGGCAAGCGCCCACCCCUCUGAACUCUCUGGCUCCAAGGGUUUGGUUUUUAUGUAGUUCUAACCUACCUCUACUUAAAACUUUGUCACAGGCUGUACAGAAAACUAUUGAUAUUUUUGGUGCUGAUCCAAGAGAACUGUGGAUUGUGGGAUUUGGGGGUGUUGUUUUAGCUUGGGGAGGGGACUAUAUCAGUGGUGCUCAGAGGACCACGUGGACUGUCUCUGGCCUGAGAAAUUGUGUGUGUCAAGGGGAUUCCAACCACCAUUCAGAAGGCCAUGCUGCAGUGCUCUGGUACAUGGGCCCCCAGGUGUGGGGCCAUCAGUCAUUCUCAGCUGUGUGAUCACCAGCCUAUGGUCCAGCAGGGCAUGCCCAUCAACCCUUGAGCUACCUCCUGGCCCCAAGAGAAAUAAAUUUUUUAAUUUAUCACUCA